Dentiscutata heterogama is the source of this 300-nucleotide messenger RNA. Lineage: Eukaryota; Fungi; Glomeromycota; Glomeromycetes; Diversisporales; Gigasporaceae. The record is from the annotation of a GenBank genome assembly.
AGAUUUUAUUCCGAAAGAUUUGAUUAGAGAUCCUUCAAGUGUUAAUUUAUGGCUCAAGGUUAAUAAUCAAAUGAAACAAAAUGGAUCAACAAAAGAUAUGGUUUUUAAAAUUCCAACUUUGAUCGAAUAUGUUAGUUCGAUCAUGAGACUUGAGAAAGGUGACUUGAUACUAACAGGCACACCAGCGGGAGUUGGCCCUAUUUUUGCCGGUGAUGUUAUUACUGCUGGAUUAAAUGUGGGUGAUAAAACUUUAUCACAGAUCGAGUUUCCCGUUGUACAAAGGAAUAGAUUGAAUAAAUU